AUGGCCGACUUGACUGCAGAGGAAUUCGUCAAGUUUUAUUAUGAAACUUUUGACGGUGAAAAGCGGGACGGUCUCUCCACUCUCUACCGCGAUAAAUCAAUGUUGACUUUUGAAACCUCUUGUGUUCAAGGCUCCGAUGCAAUCAUAAAACAACUUAUGAGCCUGCCAUUUCAAAAAGUUCAACACGUGCACUCAACAAUUGAUGCUCAACCAACAGAAGAGGGUGGCGUUGUAGUCCUUGUGAUCGGUGCUCUGAUGGUUGAUGAAGAAACGAAACCGAUGAACUUCUCGCAGCAUUUCCACCUCCGUCCUAACGGAUCAGGGAGUUACUAUGUUUAUAAUGAUAUCUUUAAACUUGUCUAUCCUCAAUAA
This is a messenger RNA of Histoplasma capsulatum G186AR, 372 nucleotides long. RefSeq names its product nuclear transport factor 2. Lineage: Eukaryota; Fungi; Ascomycota; Eurotiomycetes; Onygenales; Ajellomycetaceae. Gene Ontology annotation, biological process: protein import into nucleus. The transcript is spliced from 4 exons. Gene Ontology annotation, cellular component: nuclear pore central transport channel. The record is from RefSeq and is a predicted model, not a curated record. The coding region runs from base 1 to 372 and encodes 123 amino acids.